Molecule: messenger RNA, 5084 nt
Organism: Oldenlandia corymbosa var. corymbosa
Lineage: Eukaryota; Viridiplantae; Streptophyta; Magnoliopsida; Gentianales; Rubiaceae
Source: the annotation of a GenBank genome assembly
CCAAAACUCACCUGACCUCAUAAAAACUAAACCUCUGCACAUAAAACCAUUCAUCAACGAUUCAAUAAUGUAUAAGAUCUCUAUUACCGAUUCCUUGAUUCAGAAUGCAGUUUCCUUGGAGUCUUCACAACGGUUACUAGCAGAAAAGGGAGGAAUGUCAGCUGAGUAUAGCACAAGGGUGGCUCGUAACGUGAACAUGGAAAAGUUGCAAUCCAAUUAUCUUUUCCCGGAGAUAGCCGCUCGAGAGAUGAAGCACAGGAAGAAGUACCCGAAUGCAAAAGUAAUAAGCCUAGGUAUUGGCGACACCACACAGCCCAUUCCCCUCAACGUCGCUUUAAGCAUGGCUAAUUUUGCUCAAGCUCUAUCAACGCCUGAAGGUUAUAGCGGCUAUGGAUUAGAACAAGGGAAUCAGGAGCUAAGAAAAGCAGUGGCGGCAACAAUGUACAAGGACUUGCCCGUAAAAGAUACAGAAAUCUUCAUCUCUGAUGGCUCUCAGAGCGAAAUCUCACGCCUUCAGCUGCUUCUGGGGCCUCAUGUCAGCAUUGCGGUCCAGGAUCAAUCAUUCCCGGCCUAUGUCGAUUCGGGUGUAAUAAUCGGCCAAACUGGCGACUAUGAUCAUGCCUCUGGGAGAUACCGCAACAUUGAGUACAUGAAAUGUGGUCCUGAAAACAAUUUCUUUCCGGACUUAUCAAAGACUCCAAGAACCGAUAUCAUCUUCUUCUGUUCCCCAAAUAACCCAACUGGGCAUGCAUCAUCCAGGGAGCAACUAACACAACUUGUUGAGUUUGCCCAGAGGAACGGGUCGAUUAUCAUUUUCGACUCUGCAUACGCUGCAUUUGUUUCUGAUGGAAGCCCCCGAUCCAUCUUCGAAAUCCCUGGUGCUCGCAAGGUUGCUAUUGAAGUUGCAUCCUUCUCAAAGCUCGCCGGUUUCACAGGUAUACGUCUUGGCUGGACAGUGGUACCAGAUGAACUGUUAUAUUCAGAUGGUUUCCCUGUUCAACACGAUUUCAACAGGAUCAUCUGCACUUGUUUCAAUGGAGCUUCAAAGGUAGCUCAGGCUGGGGGAUUAGCUUGCCUAUCACCUGAGGGGCUUAAGGCAAUCAAUUCAGUGGUUGAUUACUAUAAGGAGAAUGCAAGCAUACUGAUAGACUCUUUCACAUCACUAGGAUUAGAUGUCUAUGGUGGCAGAAAUGCCCCAUAUGUUUGGGUACAUUUUCCUGGCUCAAAAUCUUGGGAUGUUUUCAAUGAGAUUCUAGAGAAAACACACAUAAUAACCGUUCCCGGAAGUGGCUUUGGACCGGGCGGCGAAGGGUUCCUAAGGGUUACUGCAUUUGGGCAAAGGGAUGACAUUCUUGAAGCCUCAAGAAGGAUUAAGAGUCUCCUCUAGUGAACAAUGGUAAAAGCUAAUCAGGUUUACCAGCUUUUCUGCAUAUUCAAUAAAAUGUGAAACAGCUCAUCUCCCUAUCCGAGUUAAAAAGUGUUGCUUCUACUUCUAUCUUAUCUAUUUGUAAAAGUACCCUUAUGCAACAAUAGAAACUAUAUACUUUCAUGCACUGAUGUGAAAUCAUGACCAUAGGGCUUGUUUAGAUUUCAUGAAUCACAACACAGAUUAUAAGAUGCACAUUCAGACAUUCUUGCAAACGUGCAGCUUAAUUUUGAAGUCAAUUAUGAAGCAGGUACUAAACUGAAUAGAAUCUCCUGGAAUGAUGUCAUGGCCUAUCAUGUGGAUACUCUAAAUUUUGAAAAGCAUAAUAGUUUAAGAAUUCAACAAAACAACUGAUCAAAGAUUUUCCAAACCAACAUCUUCAACUAACCUCCACAAUAGGGAAAAGACAUACCAGUUCCAGAUUUUGUAAUUUCUAAAUUCUUCAUUGCAGAAGGGUGAAAUGGAGAAAGAAAUCGACAAAACACAAAAGUAAAUCAGCAGAAAAAUAUUAUUACCAAAACAACCUUGGGUUUACAGGUCAUCUAUCAACGAAACACAAAAGGUAAUCUGGCAGAAACUUUAAGUACUGAAAAAAUCUUUGAGCCGAAAUAUCCAUUCAAAGAUUAAUUGAAACCAAAGGCCUGAAUGCAGAACUUCUUAUGUGGUGUGAAAAGCAAUUUCCACACCUAGAUUUAUACUCGAAGAAAAAAAAAAUAAAAGAAGAAGAAAAAGGUGCAUACCAGGAAUCCCGUCAAAUUGCAUUCAAAAUCUUUCGAAACUACUGCAGAAAGCUUAUUUUUCACAGGAAACUGUAGGAUCAUGACAAACAGUUCAAAUAGAAAUCUUAAUCCCGUUUUAAAAGAAGAAAUCAGUAGUUACUCUCCAGCCAAUUCACUUCCACACUUUUAAUUGAAUCCAAAGGCGGUUUCUCACUGGCGCUGCUAGGGAUGAAUUAAAAUAUAGUAAUAAAUCCCAAAAGAAGGAGUACAAAGAUAAGAAAGAUGCAGAUCAAGUUGAUAUGUGUGUUAUUACCUGACCAAUGCUAUAUCAAUGUGUAUUAGACAACAGUAUCUGUCAUCUCAACAUUUCCAAGUCCAUCAACAAAAUAUUUCAUUCCCAUAUAUUAUAUACUUGAUUCCAAUAAGCAUACAAGCCCAUUUGGCUGCAUAUACAUCAAUGAUAUAACUGAUUCUAAAGUUUUCUUGAGCUUUUAACACAGGAAAGUGCUGUAAAAUCAAUUGAUCAGCAUGUCAAUUGAACCAUGAAGGAGCAACAGUACAUAAAGUAUAAGUAUAAUCAUAACCUCAUCAAAUACCAAGGAUCUGGCAGCUGACCAGCUCAGCCGAUCCGGCAUGUCUAUUCGCAAUUACAUUCCAAAGAUUAGGUUCCGAAGCUGGUGCUGAUCCAGAUGCCUCCUUUGGAGAUUCAUCUAAACUAAGGUAUGUCUCUGAUUCAGAAGUUGCUAAUUGGUUCUGCCAAUCUGCCUGCAUCACCAAGAUAUCUUGAUUCUCAUCUUUCGUGAUCACGUGCAACUUCCCAAGCAAACCGGCAAGUAGAUAGGGGGCCUCAGCAUCAGCUAAGUCACGAAUGGGGAUGUCUCCUUCAACCACUUUCCAAGAAUCAUCCCUAUGAUCAUAAAAUUUGAUCCUUGCACUAUCUAGAGAACUUGAGGGCUCUAGAGCAUACAGUUCUCCAUCAACAACAACACUCAAUUUGGUCCCCGCCUGCCUGGCAGGCCAGCCCUCUCCCAUGCCCAUUGGCAUUUCAACCCAGGAGUUUGUAUCUGGGUCAUAAACUUCACCACCCACAUCAACAAAAAAGGGCCAGCAAUACAAGCUCUGGGCAACAUACAAUUUUCCCCUAUAGGAAGUCAUCCCAGUUGCAAUGGGCUUAAGCAGAUCGGCUAGAAAAGCAGUAGGGAGCACCUGAGCUUUUGAGAAUGGCAUGCUUGGCACUUCAGACCAUAACCCAGUACGAGGAUCAAAAACCUCUGCAGACUGUAGAGGACUCAAGCCACCACGACCUCGGGUGACACCACCAACAACAUAAAGCUUGCCAUUCAGAACCCCAGUCUUGCAAUAAGCUCUAGCAACAGACAUGGGAGUCACUUCAUUCCAUGCAUUUGCAAUUGGAUCAUACCGCCAGACACUUUUCAUUACUGUAGAUCUGCAAAAUCCACCCAGAACAUAAAGGCUUCCAUCAACAGCUCCAAUAGCACAACCGCAAUAAGGUAUAUGAUCUAAUGCAUCCUUUCUCCCCAACCAACCUCUAAUGGCAUCCGCAAUUCUAAUGCUAGAACCAACCAUGUUCCACACCUUAAGUCCAGGGAAACCUCUCCUUGAUCCAUCUUCGACACCUACACGGGGCAUCGGUGGUAAUCUUUGCCAUUUCCUCGACACAGGAUCGAAUGCAUUCCAUAAAAGUUUAUCACCAUCAACCUUAGUGAGAAUAUAGAGGUACUCCUCAGUUGUUCCAAGUUCCUUCCUCAGCUUGUAAAGUUCUGAGCUCAGGACAGCAGCUUUCCAGCUACGAGACACUGACUUAACAUUCAGGUAGCACAUUCUAGGGAUGCGCGCAAGAAUCUGGAGCGAUAUCUCAUCCGGAAGGCUGGGAAUGAGGCGCGGAUUAUCCUCCCAAAAGCUAGACGAUGGCCUCAGCCUCUUGCACGCUUCAUUUUGUGGAACAUCACAGACACGACUUGAGCUAGGCUUAUUAUUGUUAAGACUUAAUACACCCCCCAUUGGAAUAAAGUCUCAAGAUUUCUCCCUAAAUAUACUGCAUCCAGCCAAAAACCACCACUAUAUAAAGCGUCAAAAAUCCAGCCGCUCUGCUACAGACACAAGGAGAAACAAACAUCAAAAGAAAGGCCCGAGACUCUGAAACGAAGUUAAAGGAACCAAAAAUGCAAUCACAAACAGAACAUAAGAACGAAUGAAAAGGAAUAUUAAGGGGAUCCAUCUCACUGAAAAGAAGCACAGAAAGAAACAGUAACCACAGAGCAAAUCACGCUGUAUACUUCCUAGCCAGUCUGGGAACAAUCCCAGAAUUCUGGGGAAGAAGAAGACCAUGAGAGUUGCAACUCGGCCAUCAAAUAGGGAACUUCCUCAACAAAACAGCACAAUAAGAAUAUCUAAUACGUAAUUCACUCACCAGUUAUCACAAAAUUGAAACUUGAGAUCAACUAUCAGACUAAUGACUGAGGAAAAUUACAAGAUGAAGUCAACCCGAUAAGUCAAUUACAAAACAACUACAGAGAUUGUCCCCAAAAUUCAGAAGAACGUUCAUGUGCCCAUUUCGACAGUAAACCCCAAUCUCCAAUCAAUUGAACACAAAAAAAAAAAAAAAAAUCAAAUUGAAAUAACGAAACACAUCACAAAAACAAAGGAAAAAGGAGUCAUUUGUUGCCAUAUUCCAAGUCAAUGAGCCGGAAUCAUGGAAACAACCCAACCCAGUUUACUUUACAGCAGAAUUCAACAAUAACAGGUACUAAUUCCAUAUUAAAAAAGGAUCGGCGAGAUCAAACUCUCAGAACCAAUGACAAAAUAGAGUACCAACAAAACUUCAUUCAGUAAUUAAUUUGAGUCCGAAAAUUCAACACACCCAUGAUGACAGUGCAUAAAAGUAAAAGAUGAUUGAUUACCUGAGCCAAAAAGAUGUU